CGCAGCUUGUCCUCCUGUCUUCUCCGCAGUCCGCUCCUCAUUCAUCGACCGACACCUCCCUACACGAUCCGACACCGACAUGUCUCCGAGGAAGUUCUUCGUGGGCGGAAACUGGAAGCUGAACGGCGAUAAGAAGAGUCUGGGGGAGCUGAUCAAUACCCUGAACAGCGGCAAGGUCAGCGCCGAGACAGAGGUCGUCUGCGGCGCUCCUUCCAUCUAUCUGGACUUCGCACGACAGAAGUUGGACGCCAAGUUUGGUGUAGCCGCCCAGAACUGCUACAAAGUCGCAAAAGGAGCGUUCACCGGAGAGAUCAGCCCGGCGAUGAUAAAAGAUGUUGGGGUCACCUGGGUGAUUCUCGGACAUUCGGAGAGGAGACACGUCUUCGGGGAGUCCGAUGAGCUGAUUGGCCAGAAGGUGCAGCACGCUCUGUCUGAGGGGGUCGGGGUCAUCGCUUGUAUCGGGGAGAAGCUCGACCAGCGGGAAGCCGGAAUCACAGAGAAGGUUGUGGCCGAGCAAACCAAGUUCAUUGCAGAUAAUGUAAAGGACUGGAGCAAGGUUGUCCUGGCGUACGAACCUGUCUGGGCGAUCGGUACAGGAAAGACGGCCACACCCCAGCAGGCUCAGGACGUUCACGCCAAGCUCCGGGAAUGGUUGAAGGCCCACGUGUCCGAUCAAGUCGCACAGUCCGUUCGGAUUAUCUAUGGCGGUUCUGUCACAGGAGGAACCUGCAAGGAACUGGCAUCCCAGCCUGACAUCGAUGGCUUCCUCGUGGGCGGAGCUUCCCUGAAACCAGAAUUCAUUGAAAUCAUCAACGCCAAGUGUUAGUCCCGCCCCCUUGAGAAAUCCUCGCCUUCCUGUAAACGGUUUAGAACAAAGUCGUGUCCUGUAGUCUGAUCCUCCAAUGGGACGUCUCGGUGGAGAUGUGUAAUAAAGAGAUGAGACGGCU
Rana temporaria (common frog) is the source of this 947-nucleotide messenger RNA. It is a transcript of the gene TPI1, whose product is annotated as triosephosphate isomerase 1. Gene Ontology annotation, molecular function: triose-phosphate isomerase activity. Gene Ontology annotation, biological process: glycolytic process; glycerol catabolic process; glyceraldehyde-3-phosphate biosynthetic process. The record is from RefSeq and is a predicted model, not a curated record. Gene Ontology annotation, cellular component: cytosol. The coding region runs from base 80 to 826 and encodes 248 amino acids. Lineage: Eukaryota; Metazoa; Chordata; Amphibia; Anura; Ranidae. The transcript has 7 exons.